AUGCUCUCGCCGCCCAACCGCGCCGUCGCCUUGCUCGCUGCGCGACUUGUCUGUGCGCCGCUCGCCGCCUCCGACCGCAUCCAGGCCGGGCUCCGCGGCCGUGCCGCCGGGCAGCCUCCCGCCGCGUCCGGUGACUUCGCGCAGGGCUGGGCCGGGUGGAUGCGGAUGCGCGGCUUGGCCGCCGUCCGACUCGCCUUCCGCCAGCUCCCUCCCUCCCCCGAGGCGGGCGAGUGCCUCGUCUCGCUCAUCCUCGCAGCGCCGGCGCGCAGCUUGCAGACCACGCAGCCUGCAGACCACUUGCCGCCUGCGCAGCCGACCGGCGCCGAUUUCGAGGCGGCGCUGCUCGACGCGUGCGGCCGCUCCGAGCCGCCGCAGGCCCUCGCCCUCCUCGAGCGCUUCUGCCUCUGGCUGCGGCUCUGCCCCGAGAACUGCGAGCUGCUCACCGCCCAGCCGGCUCUCUGGCAGCCGCAGUUCGCGAGGCUCCUCGGCCGGUACGCGGGCGAGGUGGUGGCGGCGGCGCGGGGCAGGGGGGCGCUCGCCGCUUCGGCUUUGGCCGACUCCGUGGCCUCGCCACCGGCGCGGCGGUCGAAGGCGAGCGGCGCCGACGUGCUAACGAUGCUCAACGAGCUUCUGUGCACCUACCUCGUCGAGUCGUUGCCACUCGACCCGUGCUGGCGCGCGCUCGACCUCGUGCUCACGCUGGCGCAGCGCCUCGCCGCAGACCUGCCCGCUUCGACGCCCAAGCUGCGCCGUCUCUGCCGCGCCGUCCGCAUGCACACCCUCUCCGCAUUGCCGCCCGCGCAGCCCGUGCGCGUGCGUCUCAACGCGGUGCGCGGUGCGUCCGACCGCUGGCUGCGGCUGCGGGCCGCAGAGGGGGCGGCCGCGAUGGGGGCGGAGGCGGCGAUGAUCGGCUCGCUCCUCGCGCUGCUGGGGAGAGGCUCGCUCCUCGCGCUGCUGGACCCUCUCCUCGUGCGAGCGAUGAUGGACGACGAGGCGGACGCGCGGCUGCUCACCUCGCUCGCGGGAAGCUUCGCGCACGGCCUAGUCGGCGCGAGCACGCUGGCGGGGCGGGCGGCUUGCGUCGCCGCGCGGCAGCGGCUGCGCGAGCUGCUGUGGCGGGACCUCGAGCAGGGCUCCGCGUGGGCGAUGCUCGCGAGCCACGAGCGCGCGGGUGCGGCCGACGAGUCUUGGCCGGGCCGGCGGAAGCACGUGCUGCACUUGCUCGUCUCGCUCGCCUUGCCGCUGCGGCGGCAGGUGCUCGAGGUGCGCGACGUGCCGGGCACGCAGCUGCAGCGCGAGAUGGUGGAGGCGCUCGUGCCGCCGCUGCAGGGCCCUCCCGCGUGGAUGAGCGGCGCCUGCUCUCCGGAGCAGUUCCUCGCGGCCUUUGGCGCGAGCGCGUGGGGGCCGCUGCUCGACGCGCCGCUCCUGCGCGAGGCGGCGGCGGCGCUCGAGGCAGACAACGCGGCGCAGACGGCGGCCGCGGUGUCGGAUGCGGCCCAGCGGGUCGGGCUUGCGCAGGCGGCGUGGGCUUCCGUCGCGGAGGAGGAGGCGGAGCAGGGCGCGUGGGAGGCGCCGCAGGAGCAGGGCGCCGCCGCGCGCGCAGAGGAGCGGUGCGAGCUGCUCGAGUGCGAAGACUAUUGGCGGCGGCGGGUGCUGCAGCUGCCCAACUCGCAGCUGACGGACCACGCGCAGGCGUCGCUCGUCCAGCAGCAGAGCGGCGGUUCGGCGGUGCGCGACGGCUCCGUCGGCGACGACGCGCGCGAGUCGGAGGGGUCGCUCGCCAAGCUGAGGCAGGCGGCCAAGCUCGCCAAGACCGUGGUCCGCAUCGCCUCCGACGGCGCCGUCGACGACCCGCAGCUCGGCGACGAGGACGAGGAGGAUGAGGCGGCGCUGGACGUCGGCGUGGCGGACCUCGGCCCGCGCGGCGGCGGCUCGCUGCGCGUCUCGAGCGGCGAGGCCGGCGGCUCGCCCGCGUCGCCGCAGCGGAAGAGCGGCCAGCCGGCCGAGCUGCCCGCGGAGGCGGCCGCUUCUUCUUCGAGCCCGGCGUGGCUCUUCGACGAGCCUUGUGAGCUGGUCUGGCGGGGCGGCAUCCGGCAAGGCGCGCUGCGCGCCUCUUGA
Messenger RNA from Emiliania huxleyi CCMP1516, 2118 nucleotides. RefSeq lists its product as hypothetical. The transcript has 13 exons. The coding region runs from base 1 to 2118 and encodes 705 amino acids. The record is from RefSeq and is a predicted model, not a curated record. Lineage: Eukaryota; Haptophyta; Isochrysidales; Noelaerhabdaceae.